GUUAAAACCACGGGAAAAGCCAUCACGAGACAAAGUUGCCGUAUCUUUUCUUUCCCUGGUCCUCCUCCCUCUAUGUUCGACCGUGUGGUCUGAUAUCACUGUAUCAAUCAUUCCCCCACGCCUUUUGCAUACUAUGUACGCAGACAGUCAGCCAAGCAGUGAGUAAGACAGCCUGGGCAUUCCACAGGCGACCAAUAAGCUUCGGCAUCCCUGAGAGCCUGCAAUUUCCGGUGGACUCGAGCGCAGCCCACUUUCCCAGCACUUUGGAUACGAUCCCAAGGGCACGAACUGCCAGGCAGGGUACAAUCGGCCGAAGUCAGAGGGGACCUUGGGGUCCAACUGUGGAACCUGGGCGGCACCCACAGGCCGGUGGCGAUAGGUAACCUUGAAUACAUCCACUGCCGUCCCUCCCCCCCUUCUUUUUGGCAACGGCAGGCAACUGGGGCGACACUUGCGGCGCAGACGCUCCAAAAUUUGGGCAUGCCGGCAACUAAGUACAGGGUCUUGUACGGUGCGCAAGUGUAUAUGUGCCCAAGUCGACCACAGGUACACGUACGGCGUACCGUGCUCUGUAUCUGCGCGCACAGCUUACAUUGACGAAGUGAGCCCGAAUGUGAUAAUAGUUCGGUGUGUCCCCUGUUGGCAUGCAUAGAGCGGGAGGACUGGACUUCUACGAGGGUGUGCACGCACACGAGUUACACACACCCAACCCCUUGAAAGUGCUGGAUCUGGACCUGGGACCAACGAGCACUCUUGGUUCUUGUCGCCGUCCCCCUGGCCUUUUUUUCUCCUUCGGGUGGGCUCCGGUACCUUUCGCCCAGACUGGAAAGCCUAUCGACACCUCGACCUACACACUAUUAGGCACGCGUUCUCCCCCGGACGGCUGCUCCCUCGCUCCCGGCUCUGCUCUAGCUCCCUACCAGCGCCGUUGCCGCGAGGUUUAAACACCUUAUUCUCUCCGUGCCACUGCGGUCCGCUCCACAAGCCCUGGACAUCCUUGAUAUUCCUGGGGCCAGCUCUGCGACGCCUAUCUGCCACCCAAGAAUUCUUAGCCGUUUGGUGGCCCAGGAUCCAUUUCACGCCUAUCCAUCUAAACGCCCGCCCGAACGAACGAACACCCCGGCUUGUGCGACCGACACAGCAUCUCCGCAGACGGCCGCAUAGACGGCCAUCCCUUUACGAUUCUUAACAUAGCUUUGUCUUACCCCGGAAGAGCCCUAAUAGACCAAUCAACUGCCACGGAAACGGCGCCGGAGGCACUGUCCUCAGAGGAGGCGUUCCGGUUGGGUCGUGGAUCCGCCGUUGAUCCAGUGCUCAUCCAGCACCGAAGGAGCCCCGGAAGGCGCAGUGCGGUGCGCAUAGAACUGCCCCGAGAGGUGGUGCAAUUCUUGUACGCCCGCCAGGCCCCCCCAGAGGAGCCUACCACGUCCCAGCAAGCCUGCGGGGAGAUAUCGAUCCAGGUCCGCUCAUUCUCGGCAUCAGAACAUCUCCGGAUUUGCGGUGAACGCCACGUCCUGCCGAUUGGAGAGGAACACCCAACAUAUUGCUGGCCAAGUGGGACCGACCCAUCGAUAAGCACCGCGUCGAUCGAAGAAGCAGUCAGAACCUUGCUGGGGAAGCCCACCUAGUAGGCAGACGGGGAGGCUGACCGCAGCACACCUGUCGCUGACCGGUCGGCCGCCACCAGCGUUGCACUGGGGAUAGAUAAUGCCUUCAGGGCGUCUUUCGAAGCGGCCUGGCGAGGUGGGCGAGUCUUCUCAGGACAACUUCCCUGGCACAUCCAAGGUCAAGCUACCUCGCCUCGAGAGAGGGCCGGAGGACUUCUCACAGGUGGUCAAGGACAAAUUGCAAUCGUAUACGCGGACGGGACAGGCGUGCGAUCGCUGCAAGGUUCGCAAAAUCCGAUGCGAUGGACUACCCGAAGGAUGCUCCCCAUGCGCGCAGCAGAACCUCGAAUGCUAUGUCACCGACCGUGUCACUGGACGCACAGAGCGUCGCGGUUAUCUGCAACAGCUUGAGCGCGAGAAAAAGGACAUGAUGACCCGCCUGCGUGACAUGGAGAAGUUGCUCGAAGACAAAGGAAUUCAGGUCCGACCGUGGCAGUGGACUCCUCCCUACGGAUUAAGCACGUCGCUGGACCCCGACAACGACCCAAGCAAGGACCAAUGGACACAAUUCUUUUCUCUAUGGGUGAAGGAUGCUAGCCGCCAACCCGAGAGAUUAAUGAUGGGCUACUCUAGCACGCAGCAGGCAUCUUCCCUCCAGUCCGCAGAUCCCAGGACAGCCGACGGCCGUCUCGGCGGCGCAGCCCAAGGCGCACCCUUGUGUAGUAUCAAUGGCACUCAGCUCUCCAUACUAGGAACAACGAUAGACAUUACAUCUUUCAACGCCCCGGACGUGGACGGCCCACCGCCAGGCAUUCCGAACAACACCCCGCUCUAUAAUAAAUCCUUGCAGUCUUUUGUCAACUCGAUAUCCAAGGUCAACCCACCCCUCGAAAUCCAUUUUCCGGCAAAAGAAGAGGCCUUCAGUUACUCCGAGUGGUUCUUUGUGAUGCUGGGCCCGUUUAUGCCCAUUCUUCACAAGCCGACUUAUCUCAGAUUGCUCUCAAGGAUAUACGAUGAUCAAACCUACAAAGCAUCGACGUCAGAGCUGGCUAUCGUGCACAUGGUCUUCGCCAUCAUGUACUACCAGUUCAGCGUGCGGGACGGCGGAGAUCCAGAGAGGAAAGCGCAGCUAAACGAGCUCUCAAAUAGGCACUACCACUGGUGCCUUGACAAGACAUGGGACUUGGGCUCCGAAAUGUCUAUCCCGUCUACUCAGGCAUUAGUGCUGAUGCUAAUUCAUUGUCGCGGCUUUCCAAAACCCGGGCCGGCCUACCUGAUGGCGACCCUGACAUGGACGCGAGCCAUGGACAUGAACUUGCAUCGUGCAUUUCUCGACAAGGACGAACCCACUACACUUGAAAACGAGAUGCGGAAACGUCUGUGGUGGAGCAUAUUUACUAUAGUCGUGAUACUAUACGGCAGAAUAGGCAAGCCCAUGCCGAUCAGGGCCGACGAUUUCGACACCGAGCUUCCGAUCCGUAUUCCCGACGAAUGUAUCGACGAGAGCGGUAUCACGGACCCAUCAAGGAUAGGCGAAUGCUCCUGGCUCGUGGGCCAUGCCGGCUUCAAGCUGGCUUUUCUUUUCAUGGAAUUGUGGAACAAUGUGUACUCUGUACGCCAGGACCCGAACAAGUACAUGGCGUCUGUGCAGCGACUAGAGCAACAAUUCCGGAACUACGAACGGGACCUCCCAGAGGACCUGCAGGUUGACAAGUGCAAGCCACAAAACCAGAUGCUGGCGUCAUACCUGGCAGGCUCAAAUCACGAGUUUAUGUUUUGUCUACGCCACCCAUCUCGCUGUGCCAGCACCGACCCGAACCUUGUUGCAGAGAAUAGCAGAGUUUCCGAGGAGUCAGCAAGAGGCCUGCUGAGAAUCGCAAGCGAAUUGUCAAGGCUUAAAUCGCUUGACACGACGUGGUACCAACUGGCCGUCUACGUGGCUGCUUUGUUCACAAUUGUUACCGCUCAUUGGGAGAGACGGGCGGACAUGACGAUGACCGAGCUCAAUAACCUCAAGACCGACAUAAAUAUGGGAUUGUCGGUGAUAGUGGAGGUGACAAAAUACCUCGGAAUCGAUGUCCCAGGCCCCGAGUCUCGAUUAAUGCCACAGAUUACCAACGUCAUCGACCGCACCGUUGCCUCGAUUGAAAAUGACCUGGGAGCAAGGCGCAAUAGCAACAGCAAUCAUAAUGCCAGCACGAAUAGCACGCCGACGUCACAGUUCGCGACGCAUCCGCAACACAAUCUCACAGUCAAACAGGAGGGAUUCGGCUCGGCAGCGUCCAGGCGUCCGUCGCUGCGAUCCAACAGCACCACACCGAGUUCGAUGGUGAACGCUACGGAGCAGUUGUCGAUCCAUCGCCCCCCGAGCAUGGCGAGCACGCCCUACUACAACACUUCGCUGACCACACCGAGCACCGCCUAUUCCCAAAUGGGAUACGCCGAUCUCCCACCCGGCAUAUCGACACCAACAUCCGCAUCGGGCUCCAUGCAGUCUUCCUACAUAGCAGUCACCGGGGAGUCGGCACAUUACCUGUACGCCACAACGGCGGCGGCGGCGGCAGCAGCUCAGAUGACGCAUACGCCCCCCGGGCACUCGCCACAAGCAACGCACAACCCGAUGGUCAGCUACAACAACGCGCAACAAGCGGCGGCGGCGGCGGCGGCAAACCAGACGCACCAUCAUCAGCAGCAGGCCCAGGCAGGGUGGAUGAACACCGGGCCGGGGGCGCCCAACGGCAUGCCCACCGUGCCGCAGGUCCCAAACAGCGGCAACCCGUGGCCCAACGAGUGGAGCAGCGCCAUCGCGAUGGGCGUAGCCCAUUCCCCCCAAGACCGCUACGGCACCAACGCCCACGCGCUCAUGCCGCUCGGCGGUGAGCAGCGGGGCUCAGGCGACCCGGGCGGCGGUGGGACGGGGGGCGGCACGGUGCCCUCGCAGGGAGGCCAAUGGUCGAUGAUGAUGGCGUACCACAACCCGAGCCACACCGGUGAAUGAUCGAUGAUGCUUACCGGAUCAAAGAACAGGAGGGGUACGAGAGAAAAAUGGGGAUCAGCCACGUUCUAUAACCCGGCUGGGUGCCACAAAUGCUGAGGAGACAGCUAUAUAUUGACACCCACACUCACGCACACAAAUGCGGGCAGCCAUCCAAUAUCGCUAGUCCAAUUAUCGCCAACGCAAACACCAGCAGCGGGGUCCUAAGUCUUCAUUUCCCCUUCGGACAGACGUCGUGCAACAUCAAUACGUUUCUGAAUACCCAACAUACACGCUGGCACACCUUAUCCCCCCACUGCGUCGAAGAUCUCUUCCCAUUGGCAGGACAUGGGGUGGGGGGGGGUGGUCCUCUCGACGCCUGGAGCACAGUGGCGCUAUUGCAAACGCCGUGGGCCUAAAAAUAAAACCCCAGGAACCAGGGGCAGCACGGCGCACAGACAGGGCGAGAAGGAGUGCAGUACCGAAGGGUUGCAUCUGACGCGCGACAUAUGCAUUUGCGAGGGGGUGGGGCAACCACGCGGAGACGGGGGAGGGGGGGAGGAACCCACGGUAAUGGCCGGGAAUAAUUGUCAUGGACAUAUAAAACGGACAACACCCUGGCGUCGAGGUGCGGGCGGGCCGGGGAAAGAAGGAAGUGAUGGAUGUGACGUGCGACAUUACCCAUCGGCACAUAUAUGCAGGGCGGAGAUUUCACCCCCAUCAUGGGCACAGAGCCGGCAGACAGAUAGUGACCAGGAGCCAUGGCUCGAACGUUGGAAGCACGUUACGAUACCCCCACCGGAAUGGCUUCUAGGCCAUGUUGUCAGCAUGCGUGUAGGCGUUGGCAGGAAAACUGGGUUUGAGUUGCUUUUUUUCCUAAUUCUCGGAGAGGGGAGGGAAUAAUACUCUCCCCUGUUUGGUUCUCUAUCGUCUGCCCAGGUGACUCCUGUCCUGCCUGGUUUGUUAGGAGACUUAGAGAAGAAAUGGCUUGCACAUCAUUUAUCUUAGGCAUGUAUAUACCCCGACAUGAAAGUUCAAUUGGAUUCAAUUCCAACAAG
Molecule: messenger RNA, 5639 nt
Organism: Diaporthe batatas
Lineage: Eukaryota; Fungi; Ascomycota; Sordariomycetes; Diaporthales; Diaporthaceae
Exons: 4
Coding region: 1708-4605 (965 amino acids)
Biological process (GO): regulation of DNA-templated transcription; DNA-templated transcription
Molecular function (GO): DNA binding; DNA-binding transcription factor activity, RNA polymerase II-specific; zinc ion binding
Source: RefSeq, a predicted model, not a curated record